GUCGUAGCUCCGCCGAAGUCUUCGCCCGCGACGAUAAGGUGCGGAGGAGAUCGGAGAGAUGAUACUUUGACGGAAGUCGCUAAUCUCCCGGAUUCGCCACCGUUCACUACGGAAACGACUCCAUGGAACGAAUUGAGAGCUCUACUACUACUACUACUACAUAUCCAAGCAUCAUCAGCAACAUUAAUCCUCUAGUUGGAAUGGAGGGACGUGCAAUUGCAGUGAUCAGCUUGCUGUGUCUAUAUGCUACUCCGGAUUCCAUCAAUGGCAAUGAUGUUCGUAUGAUUGGGAAUCUAUGGCCCAUCCGGCAGCGGGAAAGCCACCGUCGCCAUGGCCGUUUACAACGCAAUUCUCAUCCGAAUUCCGAGUCCAGCACUUACAUUGCCAGCCUCGGGGAAGCCUCCACAACACGGAUAAGGCUGUUUCGAUUGCAGAGAAGCAGCUGGCCUACGAAAUUGAUGGUGAAAGGAGUACAGUACUCUGUCCACGCUCAGCACCUAUAGUGUUCCAAAUCAACCUGCUGCUUGCUCCGGUUGCAAGGUGUACGGCUCCGGCUAGAGCUUGAAGUGUUAACAAUGCGAUCUCCGGCUGCAUCAUGAAUUUCUUUUGGUCCUCCACGUUUAAGAGCCUCGUCCCCCUCAACAUGGAGAGCUAGCUCUGUUUCUCUUCCGGAACAGGAGACCUGGUUUUGACUAGCACUCUCAACUGUGCUCCACCACCACCACCCGUAGUUCCGACAAAAGUGAGGUAAAUCGCGCCGCGGCGGCUUAUGGGAUUUAAAUCAUAUUAAAAGAAGCCGCGGAAGGCGGCAGCUACCCUGAAUUGCUAUAUAUUUUCGCUCCGAAGGCCAGCAAUUCGACCCCCUCCAUUUCCUUUCUAGUUCCUCUUCUAGUUCCUGUCCGCCGAUCAUUCAUUUAUCUACUUCGCCGAUGACAGUCUCUCGCCCUGAAUCUCCGAGUUCUUCUUCUUCUUCUUCCUCGUCGCCAUCUCCGGCAGCUGAUGACGCUCGGAAGUACGAGGUGUUCGUGAGCUUCAGAGGGGAAGACACCCGCCGGAGUUUCACCAGCCAUCUCUGCGACGCGCUCUCCUCGAAAUUAGGUGUUGCGCUGGUCUACAAGGACGACUUCAGCCUCGAGAGAGGCGCGUCCAUUGAGCCCGAGAUCCUGAGAGGGAUCGAGGAUUCCAGAAUCGCGGUCGUCGUCUUGUCCAAGAACUACGCCGAUUCCAGCUGGUGUCUCGACGAGCUGGUUCACAUCCUCCGCUGCCGGAAGCUCAAAGGUCACCGGGUGAUUCCGGUUUUCUACGAGGUGGAUCCGUCGGACGUCGGGAGACAGAGGAGGAUCGGGACCAACAACGGCUUCGUGGAAGCUGUUGGUGGAGACGACGAAUUUCUUGGUGAGAAGGUGGGGAGAUGGAGAGAUGCUCUCGCUGAAGUCGCUAAUAUCUCUGGAUUCACUACUACUGCCUACAGAAAUGACUCGGAAAUGAUAAAGCAAAUUGUAGGGAAGAUAUGGGAGGAACUGAGUUCCACAUUCGCGAGUAUCAGCAAAGCUUUGGUUGGUAUGGAUCAACGUGUGGAAGAAGUAAUCCGCUUGUUACAUUUGGAUGCAAAUGCUGAGCGGGAUGAUGAAGAUAAUGAUGUUCGUAUCAUUGGAAUCAGUGGGAUGGGAGGCAGUGGCAAAACCACCCUCGCCAUGGCCAUUUAUGACACAGUUCGGUCUCAAUUCCAGUCCAGCACUUAUCUUCCAUGUGUGGGAGAAGCAUCUAACACUCACUCGGGGAUUCUUCAACUGCAGAAGCAGCUGUUCGGCGAAAUUGCUGGGAAUGCUAUGAUGUUAAGUAGGGAAGAAGUAGCUUGGCCGAAGGUUGGAGGAAAGGAAAGGCUAAGGAGGGCAUUUAGAGGGAAGAAGCUGCUUCUUAUUGUGGACGAUGUCACCCACCAGAAACAGCUGCAGCACUUGGCUGUGGAGCGUUCUUUUUUCGGUUUAGGAAGUCGUAUCGUUAUAACCUCCAGAGACCAACACCUGCUGAAUGCUCAGAAGGUGGAUUCUGUAUACCAGACUCGAUUGCUGGAUGCAAAUGAAGCUCGUGUGUUGAUAAGCCGGGAGGCUUUUGAGCAAGAUGAACCGACUGAAGGUUUCAAGGAGUUGUGUGAGCAUAUUAUCAGUUAUGCCGGCGGGCUUCCCUUGGCACUGGAGGUGUUGGGUUCUUUGCUAAGUGGGAGAAGUUCUAGUGAAUGGAGAAGUACAAUUAAAAAACUGAAGAAAAUCCCACCGGGAGGAAUUCUAGAGGUACUUCAAGUGAGUUAUGAUGCACUAGAUGAAGAAGAACAAGAGAUAUUCCUAGAUGUUGUGUUCUUCUUUCAUGGUUGGCGUCGAAGAGAAACUGUGAUCCCUAUACUUGAGAGCCUCUACCUAGGUGCUGAGAUCGGGAUAAGGAACCUGACUGAUAAGGCACUGAUAGAAACUAGACUGAAAAGAUUCUCCACUCACGAUUUGUUAAAAGAGAUGGGGAAAUCAAUUGUCUACUCAAAAAGUCCAAAUCACCUGGGGAUGCGCAGUAGAUUGCAGGGGUAUGAAGAUGUUCGUCAUGUGCUUACAACAGAAACGGGAACUGAAAAUGUGAAAGUUAUAUCUUUGCUUCCAAGUCAAAAUGCCCAGAGUGUAAUAGACUGUGGUGGGGAAGCCUUUACGAAGAUGUCCAGUCUAAGAUUGCUGGCUUUGUCAGGUGCACAAAUCAAGCAAGGACCAAGCUGCCUAUCUAAUGAGCUACGAGUUCUGGUUUGGAAGUCAUACCCUUCUGAAUCGCUGCCGCCUAGUUUCAACCCAUGCAACCUUUUUGUGCUGAAUUUGUUAGACAGCGAUCACCUGAAGCAACUCUGGCAUGGAAGCAAGACCAUGUUGCAUCUAAGAGAGUUGUGGCUUGACAAUUGCAAUAAUUUGGUUGAGAUCCCAGAUUUUGCCGAAAUGCCUAACCUCGAGGUUUUGAAUCUUCAAGGGUGUGGAUCAUUGCUCGAGGUUCCCUCGUCAUUUGGACAUCUCAAAAGACUUGAGAUGGCAAAUCUGAAUGGUUGCAAGAGCCUGAAGCUCUUCCCUACGAGCAUUGAAACAACCUCUCUGAAAAUUCUGAGCCUGAAGGGAUGCAUCAAGCUGAAGACGUUCCCAAGCAUUCAUGGCGAUAUGGACUAUUUGGCUGAGCUCCAACUCGAAGGUAUUGGGAUCCAACAUCUUGAUUCGACGAUCCAACAUUUGGCCGGGCUGAAGAGGUUGAUUCUUGACAAUUGUCAGAAUCUCGAAAGACUUCCCGACACGGUGGUCUGCUUAACUUCACUGGAAGUGCUAUCUCUGGAUGGUUGUGGUAGCUUGAAAGAGUUGCCACCUUCGCUACGAUGUUGUGUUCGCCUGCAGGAACUGUCAGUGCAAGGUUGUGUGAAGCUUCGAUCUUUGCCCGAGCUUCCGCAACAGAUUGAGAGGGUGUAUGCGAAUGGUUGCAAGUCCUUGGAGAGUCUUCCUGAUACAUUAAACUUUCGAAAUGGACUGAAUAUACAGUGCUAUGGUUGCCUCAUGUUGGAUCAACCUCAGAAGUCAGCUUGGAGGAUACUCAAAAGAUACCUCCAGGGCAUUCCUCAUCCGCAACAAAAGUUUUCAGUUCUGAUUCCGGCUGGAACUGACAAAAAUGCGUGGUCGUACCAUCGAGUCCAGCGGUGCUUAUCUUCGAUUGUGAUGGGGAUGAUGAUGCAGCGCCCUGUUGGUGAUAAUGAUGAUGAUGAUGCUACAUAUUGGAUUGGGACUGUGGCGGUUAUUUGUUUCCGUGGGAGUGAUAACACCCACGAACCGACCACCAGCACCACCCGGAAUUGCGAUGUCUGCUCCUUUGUUACCAAUUUGGGAGCUGUGGCUCUACCAGAGCUACCACAUUCUGGACGAGUAACUGACAGUAUUUGGUUGACCUACAUUCCUAGGGACGCUGUCCGGUUGUAUAUCGGAGAUGGAAUGGAAGAGGAUUUCGAGGUGCGCGUUCAUGGCAAGUGCCCGCACUUGGAAAUCCAGAGUUGUGUCAACAAGAACGUCUACACCCACGACCUACAUGGGGAUGUGGGUAUGCCUGAUGUUGACUUGGCGAUGUCGUCGUUAAUUCCGAUGAUGACAAGGCGUUUUACCAUCAUGAAGAAGCGGAGCUCUCCUCUGAUAUAUGACGAUGAUGAUGACGGUGAGGCAGUUCGAGUAUUUGGGUAUAAAAGACCGAGGUUUUGGUAAAUGCCUUCCUUUCACGAUUGCGCCGUUUUUUGAAGGCGCAACCAAGUCGUGGCGUGACCCUCUCUUAUAUGCGCGUAUAACUAGGGGUGGCAAAUGGACUAAAUUUGUGGAUUUGGUUUCGUUGAUUCCAGCAUCGAAUUGGGAUGGAUUCGUGUGUACAACUUGUAAUACAACAUUGGUGCAGAUAGAGAAAUGUGUAGCAGGAAAGAAUGUAGAGCCACGAAUAUCAGGGUGCUAGAAACAAUACAAGGUAUUCAUGUUGUAUGUUGUCGUUGAAUCACUGAAACAAAAUCAACAAUACAAGGAACCAAAAUGGACGGUGUGUUCAUGUUGGUGGUGUCGUUGAACUUGAAUCACUGUGAAACUUGAUCUCAGCCAUCAAAAUUGCACACUUCGAUGGCUGAGAUCAUGCAAAGCAACGCAAUACAAUGUCGUCAUAAACUCUUGCUUAUCAUUAUCCUACUCAGUUCUAUAAUAAGAAAUCUAAUUGCAAAGAGCUCGUCACAUUUAAG
This is a messenger RNA of Linum tenue, 4768 nucleotides long. Lineage: Eukaryota; Viridiplantae; Streptophyta; Magnoliopsida; Malpighiales; Linaceae. The record is from the annotation of a GenBank genome assembly.